AAAAACAGGAAAUGCAACUGUCAGCUUCUUCUUCACAUUCUGCACCUUGUAAAUCAUCGUCGCCACUAUUGCUUCUUUUAGUUUUCGUUCCUCUGAUACUAGUCUCGCUAAUUGUAGUUUGUACACCAAAUUCUGUCAGUAGUAGCACUACUACUCCAUCCAACCACUUGUUCUCUUUGGCUUCUCAGCGAUGGUCAACUUGGGAUAAUACUAAGACUAACCACAUAGACAGUACUGAUACUGCUAACAGUAAUAAAACUGGGACUAAUGAUGGCGAAGCCAUACUACUGCCGGUUUCGGACAUGAAUGAAGAUGAUCAUGAGCAACAAGCCCUCUUCAAUUCUUCCACCUCAUUUAUCAAGCCCUCCGGCUCGUCAACUGCUAAUUCACAACAACUGCAGGCUACUGAUCUAACCCCGUCAACAGUCGUCGGAAAUGAAGAUUACACACCUUCAACAAAAUAUGAACAUAGAUACACAAAAUUAGAGAAGAUUGAAGUAGGUCUUGCCAGAGCUCGAAGUUUGAUCAAAGGAGCUUCUAGGAAUCGCAGUACAACCGAAAAUGGUAGAGAUUAUGUUCCUCAAGGAGCCAUUUACAAAAAUGCCUACUCAUUCCAUCGAAGCUAUAUUGAGAUGGAGAAGAAAUUUAAGAUAUUUGUAUACGAAGAAGGAGAGCUACCAAUAUUCCAUGACGGUCCAUGCAAAAGCAUUUACUCCACGGAAGGAUUGUUCAUUCACCAAAUGGAGAUGAAUAAUCAUUUCCGAACCAAAGAUCCCGAUGAAGCACACGUUUUCUUCCUGCCAUUUAGUGUUGUAAGGAUGGUUCAGUACCUUUAUGUGCCUGAUUCUCAUGAAAUCAAAUCCAUUGGUCGCACCGUGGUGGACUAUGUAGAUGUUGUCGCUCGUAAAUAUCCAUACUGGAACCGGAGCAACGGUGGCGAUCAUUUCAUGCUGUCGUGUCACGACUGGGGGCCUCGUACAUCUUCCUUCGUUCCUGAGCUAUUCAACAAUUCCAUUCGGGUAUUAUGCAAUGCUAACACCUCAGAAGGAUUCAACCCCUCCAAAGAUGCAUCAUUUCCUGAGAUUCAUUUACGAACUGCAUAUGCAACUGCUCAGCUAGGUGGUCUUUCACCUUCUGGCCGUAGCGUACUUGCAUUCUUUGCUGGGGGUUUGCAUGGUCAUAUCAGAUAUUUACUUCUGAAUCAAUGGAAAAACAAAGAUCAAGAUGUUCUAGUUUAUGACAGGGUCCCGAAAGGAGUGUCCUACGACAAUAUGAUGAAGACUAGCAAAUACUGUCUUUGCCCAAGUGGGUAUGAAGUUGCGAGCCCUAGAAUUGUCGAAGCAAUAUAUGCAGAAUGCGUUCCGGUGUUGAUCUCUGAUCAUUAUGUUCCUCCGUUCAGCGAUGUUUUAAAUUGGAAGUCAUUUUCAGUUCAGAUUUCUGUCAGUGACAUUCCAAAUAUAAAGAAAAUUCUAAUGGGAAUAUCGCAAAGUCAGUACAUUAGAAUGCAAAGGAGAGUGAAACAAGUUCAGAAACAUUUUGUUGUGACUAAUGACUCUCCUAAGCGAUUCGACGUCUUUCACAUGACUCUUCACUCGAUUUGGUUGCGAAGAUUGAACUUUCGGGUUGCUGGCAUCUGAUUGACGGUUCAGUCGUUACUAAUUUAUUUUUUUCCUCUGAACCCUGUAAUCAGAUAAUAAUCAAUCAGAGAGAGAGAGGUUGAGAAAGAAUUUUGUGUAGCUACAUAAGAAAUUUUAUA
Molecule: messenger RNA, 1756 nt
Organism: Papaver somniferum (opium poppy)
Lineage: Eukaryota; Viridiplantae; Streptophyta; Magnoliopsida; Ranunculales; Papaveraceae
Product: probable glycosyltransferase At3g07620
Exons: 4
Coding region: 12-1637 (541 amino acids)
Molecular function (GO): glycosyltransferase activity
Source: RefSeq, a predicted model, not a curated record